GAUCACGCCGCUUCCUUGUUCUUGAUUGAUGUCGCAGAUCAUGCGGGACGAUUGGGAGACGCCGUAUUGGUAUACGAUCAAGGGUACUGGCGACCGGACACGGAAUUGUGGAAGAGUGUUCAAAAAGCCGAUUGGAAAGAUGUCAUCUUGGAUGAAGACAUGAAAAAAACCUUACAACAUGAAUACACAUCGUUCCUGUCAUCUGAGAAGAUAUACAAAGAUCUUGGUGUUCCGUGGAAAAGAGGUAUCAUCUUCCUCGGGCCGCCUGGGAAUGGAAAGACAUUCUCCUUGAGAGCAAUGAUGAAAGCUGUGGGGGUUCCGUUGUUAUAUGUCAAGACUUUUCAUUCGUACAUGGGAGACGAAUUUGGGAUCCGCUCAAUAUUCCAAAAAGCCAGACAACAAGCUCCUUGUCUGCUCAUCUUUGAAGAUGUUGACUCUCUCAUCACCGAUAAUAAUCGGUCGUUCUUCCUCAAUGAGGUCGAUGGGCUGGAAGAUAAUGACGGAUUGUUAAUGUUGGCAACGACGAAUCAUUUUGACAAAUUGGACCCGGCGUUAUCAAACCGUCCGUCUAGGUUCGAUCGGAAAUACACCUUCCCUGACCCUAACAAGGUGGAACGACGAGCAUACGCUCAGUACUGGAAGAAGAAACUUGUCGGUAACGAACGGGUUGUUUUUCCGGAUAUCUUGGUGGAUAGGUUCGUGGGCAAGACACACGGAUUCAGCUUCGCAUACAUGAAAGAAGCUUUGUGA
This is a messenger RNA of Tremella mesenterica DSM 1558, 750 nucleotides long. RefSeq lists its product as uncharacterized. Gene Ontology annotation, biological process: protein import into peroxisome matrix. NCBI's taxonomy places the organism in Eukaryota, Fungi, Basidiomycota, Tremellomycetes, Tremellales, Tremellaceae. The record is from RefSeq and is a predicted model, not a curated record. The annotation marks the transcript as partial. Gene Ontology annotation, cellular component: cytosol; peroxisomal membrane. Gene Ontology annotation, molecular function: ATP hydrolysis activity; ATP binding. The transcript is spliced from 5 exons.